Messenger RNA from Nicotiana tabacum (common tobacco), 1417 nucleotides. Its product is annotated as ribosomal RNA small subunit methyltransferase. Gene Ontology annotation, cellular component: nucleolus. Gene Ontology annotation, molecular function: rRNA (adenine-N6,N6-)-dimethyltransferase activity. Gene Ontology annotation, biological process: rRNA methylation. The record is from RefSeq and is a predicted model, not a curated record. NCBI's taxonomy places the organism in Eukaryota, Viridiplantae, Streptophyta, Magnoliopsida, Solanales, Solanaceae.
AACCUUUUGAACGACCUCAGCUCAAAACCCUAGUGGCACAUAGCAUUCAACCGCCAACUGGUAAUCUUCUUCCCACACAACCAUUAUUGCCAUGGCGGGAGGGAAGAUGAGGAGAGACAAGCCCCACCGUGGUGCAUCAGCCGGCGGCUCAAAUCCUCACUUCCAGGGAGGGAUAUCGUUCCACAAAUCCAAGGGUCAGCACAUUCUGAAAAAUCCUCUAUUGGUUGACUCUAUUGUCCAAAAAGCCGGAAUUAAAUCUACGGAUGUCAUCCUCGAAAUUGGUCCUGGUACCGGUAAUCUUACUAAGAAGCUUCUAGAAGCCGGAAAGUCAGUUAUUGCUGUUGAGCUUGAUCCUCGUAUGGUUCUCGAAUUGCAACGAAGGUUUCAGGGUACUCCUUUAUCUAACCGACUCAAGGUUAUACAAGGGGAUGUUCUCAAGUGUGAUCUCCCUUACUUCGACAUUUGUGUUGCUAACAUCCCAUAUCAAAUAUCAUCUCCUCUUACCUUCAAGUUAUUGGCUCAUAGACCUCUAUUCAGAGCUGCAGUAAUAAUGUUCCAGAGAGAAUUUGCUAUGAGGCUUGUUGCUCAACCGGGUGAUACUCUUUAUUGCCGCCUUUCUGUGAACACCCAGCUGUUGGCUCGAGUAUCGCACUUACUCAAGGUAGGAAAGAAUAAUUUCAGGCCACCGCCGAAGGUUGAUUCUUCUGUAGUUAGAAUUGAACCUAGAAAACCACUUGCUCCUGUCAAUUUUAAGGAGUGGGAUGGUUUGGUCAGGAUCUGUUUCAACCGGAAAAACAAAACUAUAGGUUCUAUUUUUAGACAAAAAUCCGUACUCUCUUUACUGGAAAAAAACUAUAGAACUUUGCAAGCAUUACAACUCGCUGAGAAUGUUCCUUCAGAGGAUGUGGAAAUGGCGUUGGAUGUAUCCGCCUUGGGAGAGACAUUUGGAGACUUGAGUAUGGAUGCUGAUGAUGAGAAGGAUGAUGACGAGAUGGAGGUGGAUGAUGGUGACGCUAAAAGAUCUGAAUUCAAAGAGAAAGUUUUGGCAGUGCUAAAGGAAGGCAAAUAUGAGGAUAAGAGAUCUUCCAAGCUCACACAAGCAGAUUUCAUGCACCUACUUUCUCUAUUUAACAAGGCUGGCAUACAUUUUUCUUGAUUGAAGGGGCAACCAGUUAUAUGAGCUUAUUGUUUCUUUCCGGUCAUGCAUGUUUGUGCUCUUUCUCCUCAUGGAGAUUCAAUUUUGUUUCCGUUAUAAUGUUCUAAAAGCUUGAAAUUUGUAGAUAAUUUGGACUUAUUGUUUUGCGAUAUGGUGGUUUUGAAUGAAAUUAGAAGAUCCUCUCCUCUUUGUAAUAUGGACUUUCUCAAGAUUUGCCUCUUGUUGCACCAUUAAAGUCAAUGUUGAACGCCUUUUCCUGUA